UGCAACGUGAAUGGAAGAGGAAUCCUGUACUUUACCAAUUGGGAACUGUUUACAUCGGAUUGAAUUAGAGGCCAUGUUUACUAACACAUCAUUUAGGAGAUAACGGCCGGACCCCCUUCGCAGCCCAAAGAACUCAUUUCAUAUGCAAAGCAUCGUUCCCAGAAUUAGAAGAUCCUUUUGUCAAGCAAUGGAUUGACGAGGAACCACACAACCCACUCCCAUGCCAAGGAGAGCGUCUGUCAAUGGCAGCUGCAGAGUGGGAGCCGCCGAGGAGCUCUGAGCCGGUGACAGUUGCAGAUUUUUUCUUUGAUCCCAGACUGUGGCCAUCGCCAUCCCACUCUGCACUUCUUAUUUAUUUUGCACCUUCAGACUGAAUUACUUGAAGACAACUGUCACUUAAAGUGAUGACGUCGAGAAGUCAUCAAGAGGACAUGGACAGGUGUCUGUCACAGUUGUCUGAGCCCAAUGACAAUUCAGAGGGUGCUUCCCAUCGACCCGCGAUAGCAGGCAUUCUUGGCACCACGAGGGCAGCGGUUAUCUGCAGUCGGCCGAAGCCCCCGGCUAAGCCCAGGUCUGGCCGAGGCACUGAGUGGAGCCAAAGACGCGCCAUCAAAGCUUCAGACAAGGUGACAUCUCAGAUUGCGGAUGGCGAUCCGUCUGCCACGGGAGACCACGGACUUGAUGUCCGCUCCGACUUGCAGGAUUUGGCUGCGGGUGGUGACAGGCAAAGACAGAAAGAGGCCAAGCAGCCAUCUGGCCUCAAGAGGGCUGCAGCUGUGGAAAAUGGUGGUCACGGUGUGAGGUCCCCGCAGGAGCUGCUGGAAGAGGCCAGGGGCAUCGCCGGAGUGGACACCUCGUCUUUCAGCCCCCAAAGAGUCGAGCUGGAGGGCCGCGCGAGGACCGUGGAUGAGAUUAUAGCAUCCUUGAGGUCGGGGAGCCACACGAAUUCAGUGUCGGCAUCAGAGCGCAUGAUUAAAGAGCUCCUGCAGCGAGUGCUUGGCCACGGCUACGAGCAGGAAGAUGAAGAAGAGCAACCCGAAAGAGAUGCGAAAGUGGAGGAGCUGACACUCGUCCCCGGCUCCCCGGACACGGUGGAGCUGUUGAGUGCAGUAAAGAGUGAACGUAGUGAGCUGGCAUCACAGGAGGCCAUGAACGCUGGUCCAUCAGAAGGAGUGCCGCCGAGGCUUUUCUCCUCAGAUGUGGCGCAGAUUUCCAUGACAUCCACUGGACAGCUCCUUGAACCGCAUUUUCAAGAAGACGAGGACAGCCCACCUGAGAAGAGACCACUGCUGUCUGCUUGCCUUGACGAGGACCUGCUUACCACCGAAGAGCUCGCCCGGAUUAUGGCGCUUCCCUCACAGGUUUCCUAUUCUGAGCUCAUCCACGUUACAGGAGUUCCUGCCUCAACCCACGUGAAGUCGGGCAGAAGACCCCCAGAGUCACAAGUAUCAUUUCUAGGAACGUGGACCCCCAAAAUCAAGUCCAAGGAGUAUAAAACCAUCCAUCAUCUUUGCACCGCUUCUCCUCCUAACCUGCUGCCUGUGCCAUUCCAGUUCGCCUCACGCAUUCAACACGCGUCGAACCACAAAUUGGCGGCUGACGGUGUCCUCCAGCAGAUGGCAGCAGAGAGCUUCUUGAAGACGCCCGUUGAUCUGAGCAGACUCCUGGAGGAUGGAGUUCCUGCCACAGACGUGUAUGGAAUUGGGAAGGAGGACGGCGUGAGGGUCCUGCCGCAGCCUUCCACUAGCAGCCUGGCCGAGUGGCAGCGCAUCGCCGAGUACUAUGUAGAGAGGCCGCGGGUGCUGCUGACGGGACAGCGGGUUUCUCUGUAUCUGAAUGAAUCUAGAAUGUUUUGGAAGCCAGCGCCAGCCAAGUUUGCCUUCAUGCCUUCUUACAUACAAGAAAAAAUGUUCCCCAAGUACCAGGCACUCAAGUGUGACGUGGCAGAGGAAUGGAGACACGGUGACCUGCCAGAAGCAGAUGAGGCCGAGCGGGAUGCCUGGGAUGCCGAAGCGAGAGAUGCCAGGGCCAGAUGUUUUCUGAGGAAACACGGGUCGGAGAUGGAGCUGAGGUCAUUGGACGAGUCCCGAAGAGACCCCAAGGUGCGGAUACUGAAGCGAGUUUCCUCAGCUCCUGACCUCUCGGGCCCAGCAGACACCAUCCUCAAGGUUCCCGCUGACUUUAAGUCCCUUCGGAAGGAGCUGGCACUGCUAAAGGAGCAGCUCACCAGGCCUGGCGCUCCAAUGAAGAACGACUCUGGCUCUUCGGUGCCCAUCCUGGUCAAAGCCCCCACUGCUAAUCUGACUCAGCCAGACACCCGGGGUCAAGCUGUACGCUCAGGGGUGGAGAAGAAGUUCUCCAUAGUGGAAAAAGCGAGGGUUGCGGGAUUAAAAUAUAUUGUCCACCCAAAAAAGAAGAAACGGAAAAGGAGGAGGCUGAGUCCCGAGAAGAUGGCCGAUGUCUACAGGACCCUCAGCCAGCCUCCGCUGGCCAUCGACAGGUGGCAAUCCCUUCCCAACAUGAACCGGAAACCUCGCUCUCCGUUAAGAGUCUCCCGUGGGAUUAACCGAUCUCGAUGCUCCAGCCUCCCGCUUGCUCUCGAUUUUGAGGCCUACACCAGAAAUCACGGGGGAAUCCCUGAAGACACUCCAGCCAGGGAGUGGGUCAGGGACAUCUGGAACGUCUGGUUUGAUGAAGUGUUUCCUCUUCCUCCUGAGGCAACGAGAACAGAAAUGCCAGCAGAGGCGCCUUGCGCUAGGACAGAGAAAUUGGAGGAGAAGACUGAAAGUGCCAAGGAGGUCAUGGUACCGGACCACGUGGACCUGUCCCUUGCUCUCGAGUCAUCCCUCACCGGAGAAGACCUGCAGGCCGAAGUGGGCCGGCUCACUGAGCUGAUGAACCGAGAGGAAGCGCCGAACGCCUUCUACUUCUGCCGCCGUGGAGCUCUGCACAGAAAGUUGGGUCUCCUGAAGGAGGCACUAGAAGAUCUCAACACGGCCAUCCAUGCUGAGCCCCUCUUACUUGAUGCCUACUGGCACAGACAUGCUGUUUACCUGCUGAAAGGAAGGCACGCAGAGGCACUGGAUGACCUGAAUUUUAUAACCAAGCACAAUAAAAACCAUGCAGAUGCCUACAAGUCAAAAGCCGAAAUCUACAGAAACAAUGGAGAUGCAAUGCUGGCAGUCGUCAACUACACGCAGGCGAUUAAGCGCAACCCCGCCGACGACGAAAACUACGUCAGACGGGCCGAGAUUUACCAGAAGAAGGACGAGAUCCUGCUGGCCAUGGAGGACUAUGCCAAGGCAUUUGCAGUUAACCCUCGCAGGACAGACGCUUUGAUGAUCCACGGUUUGCACCAUUUUAAAAAUUCCAGUUGGAUGACAGCGAUUCAGGAUUUCUCCGCUCUGAUCAACAUCGAGCCCCAGAAUUCUCAGGCAAGGACGUACAGAGGACGAGCCUAUGCCAGCCAAGGGCACUACUGCCAGGCUCUGGAGGACCUCUCGGCUGCUGUGCACCUGGACCCCAACAACUGGACAGCCUUUUACUACAGAGGCUGUAUCUUGAGGACGUGCGACCCGGAUGGUGCCCUGCGGGACCUAAGCAUCUCUGUCCUCAUCAAUGACAACUUUGAGAAUCUGGGUGCCCUCCUACAUCGUGGUAUCCUGUAUGCCGAGCUGGAGCAGUGGGCACAAGCAAUCUGCGACUUUGAGAAUGUGCUCAGGCUGGACAGGAGUGUCGCCGUGGCUCACGUCAACUUGGGACUCGUCUACUUGCUGAAAAUGGAACAUUAUUACGAAGCGAUUCGCCGAUUCUCGGACGCCCUGAAGGUCGAGCCUACGUACACCAGAGCCUACAUCUGCCGCGCUCAAGCAUAUCACAAAGUGCACGACCUACAGAGGGCGCUGAAGGACUUAUCUCAUGCCAUCCACCUGCAGCCUGACCUGCAGCACCUGUACCUCAUGAGGGGGCAGUAUUUGUGCGAGAUGAAGAAGUUUGACCUAGCACGCUUCUGCAUCCACUAUGCAGCAGAAAUGAAUAACGCGUUGGGGUCUUCAGCUGUGCAGCAAGCGGCCGUCCAGUCAUUCCUGCAAAACCACGAGAAGGCCAUCGAGUGCCUGACCUCCAUCACGCUGACCCAUCCAACAGCAUCCGUGUUUGUUCUUCUCGGAAAAACUCAGAUGAAGGCCAAGAAAUACCAGGAUGCGGUGGAAAGCUUUCAGACAUCCCUGAAGACGCUGAGUGUGAACGCCAAGCUCCUGCCAGCUGUGCCCGAAGCUGCGGAAAUAUUCUACCUCAUUGGCCUGUGCCAUAAGGCACUGGCACACCUGCCCGAGGCGCUGGAAGCUUUCACGAAUUCCGUGAAGAUGAAUCCCGACUUAGCGGACGCCUUCUACCAGCGUGGGCUCUGCAGAAUGCGUCUCCAGCCUGCCAAAAGCAUUCAGGACUUCAACCAGGCACUGGCUGUCAAUCCCGUCCUCUUCCAGGCCUACCUGAGCCGAGCUAUCUUCUACGGUCUCAAAGGACGAUACUCCAAAGCCAUCCUGAACUGCAACGAGGCCAUCUGCAUCCAGCCGGCCAGCGUCCGUGCCUACCUCUACAGGGGGGCCUUCAAGUUCUUCAUGAAGACCUACAGGUUUGCCAUUGAUGACCUGAGCACCGCGAUCCACCUGGAUGGCACCUGCCCACUGGCCUACUACAACAGAGGCGUGUGCUACCAGCAGACCGAGGAGUACGACAAGGCUUUAAAGGACUACGGAAUUGUUCUGCUUUUGGGCAGCAGUAAGGAAGUGGACCUUAAAGUCCUCAUUAAUCGAGGUCUCCUCUACGUGGCUCUUGACGACUAUGAAAACGCACUUCACGAUUUCAGAGCUGCAGCCCUGCAGAGCCCUGAGGACGCAAACAUCUUUCAUGCCGUCGGAGUUUGUCACCACAGGAUUGGGGCUCUGGAGGAGGCAGUCAAGGCCUUCUGCCAAGCGCUCCGCCGAGAUCGUUUCUUUCUCGAUGCCUACGUGGGACGUGGCAAUGUAUACAUGGACUUUGGCCACCAGGAGGCGACCAAGGCGGCUCGGAAGGAUUUUCUUCGGGCCCUGCACCUCAAUCCGUUGUGUUCCAAAGCGAGAAUAAACCUGGGCUACAAUCUGCAGGUUUGUGGAAAGUUCCAGAAGGCCUGGCAGCAGUUCACCAUUGCUGCGGACUUGGAGCCCACCUGCUCUGCAGCUUACGAGGGGAGAGCCAUCGUGAACCUUCAAAUGGGUGACACCUAUGCUGCAUUCCUGGACAUCACCACAGCCCUAAAGUACGACGCCGCACGUGAUCAGCUGCUGAUGAACCGAGGGGUCAUCAACCAGUUCAUGGGUGACAUCGUGGGCGCCAUGAGGGACUACCAGCAGGCCAUUCAGCUGAACCCUCGGAAUGCCCUCGCCCACUUCAACGCCGCCAACCUCUACUUCCACAGCAGGCAGUUUCAGCAGGCUUGUGAGUACUACACCAAGGCGGUCCAUCUCGAUCCCUAUAACGACUGUGCCCUCCUGAAUCGCGCCAUCACUCGCUCUUUACUCAGGGAUAUUUGCGGAGCCAUGGAGGAUUUCCAAGAAGCACUGAGGCUCAGCCCGUUCUCCGCUCCUGCUUAUUUCAACCGAGCAAAUGUAUACAUUUCUUUAAAAAAAUUUAAGCGAGCUGAGCAGGACCUCUCUCAGGCACUCGUCCUGCAGCCUGAUGACGCCCUGCUGUAUAAACUCCGGGCCGACGUCAGAGGUCACCUUGGCUUGACCGAGCUCGCCGUCUUGGACUACAAGCAGGCCCUGUGGCUUGAAGAAGAAGGAGAGGGGCCUCCUCACAUGGGAAUAGCCAGCCGAUGAUGACCCCCCUCCACUUCCUGCACCAUGUGGUGCCACGCUCUAAUUCAUUGAGGUGACACUUGGGACAGGUGCUUCUCCAAAUGUUCAAUUACCUUUCAGCAUGGCGCGGUGACCUCGAUGUGACCCUGAGGGGUGUGUGUGACCCCGCGGGUGACGCUGCUAUCAGCUGCUGUCUUUCGGCCGGGCAGACAUCACCAAGUGGGUGACAGCACCUUGAUCUUUUCUAAUAUGUGUUCAAAUUCAGCGUAUGUUUAUUUAUUCAUCCCAUAAUGUCACACAACGAAUAAAGACAAAGCUGUCACAAGACUGUGUGUUUAGGUGCAGCCCCUCGCCUACACGUUGAGCCCCCCGUCUGUGUUUUGACUGUUUUUCUUCUCCUUUAAAGCACCUUAACUACACAGCUGAUCGUGCCAACCCCCCC
Molecule: messenger RNA, 6279 nt
Organism: Polypterus senegalus (gray bichir)
Lineage: Eukaryota; Metazoa; Chordata; Cladistia; Polypteriformes; Polypteridae
Gene: ttc6
Product: tetratricopeptide repeat domain 6
Exons: 34
Coding region: 405-5858 (1817 amino acids)
Molecular function (GO): protein binding
Source: RefSeq, a predicted model, not a curated record